ACAGCCUUGAAGUUAUCUGACCCCUAAUAUAGAAACAUUUGAGGGCAGAUUGGUAGCUUUGGAGUGCAAAGAGAGAGAACAUCUUUGGGGAGAGAAUAUAAGCUUGAUAAUCUCUCACAGGGUUACCUCUAGAUAUUCCAUAUUUCUAUAACAACUCAAAUUAUCAUUAAUUUUGUUGAGCGCUUUUCAAAUGUAAUAAAACAUGUAGUAACAACUUACUACAUGUUUUUGGGCAGAGUAAAUUCAUAUUAAUCAGUUUGUUGACUGGGAUACUUAAUAAAAAAUCAUUAGUGUUAUCAUGCCCAGUGCCCAAUUCUAAAUAUAAUACAAAUCGAUAUAUAGAUAAAUAAUUGUGAAAAAUUUAUCAAAACUGUAAAGUACUUUUAAACGUACUUAAUACAGCUAAAACAUAAAAAGCAACAAAAACAGCAGCAGCAAAGCUAAGCAAAGAAAUUAAAGCAAAGAAAUACGGGAAAUUGAUAUAGCCUUCCUGUACGAUAUUCUCUUUCUUAUAAAGUAACUAUUGCAAAAUCUUAUGUGGGUCCUUAAAUUAGCAGAAAUACAAGUUUACCUGACUUUGCCAAGAGAUUAGCUUCCUAUUAUGGAUUAAAUAAGUAAAUAAAAGCUAAAAUGUUUCAAAUGCCAUGGAAUUUUGCUGGAUAGCAUUAAGGGCGCGGUAGCCAAAGAGGGGUAGGCAAGUGCUUGCACAGUUGUCCGAAAUUUUAAAGCACAGUGUAUCAUCUAAACUUAAUAAGGGAUUGCUUUCUGUGCUUCGGAAUUUUGUAGGAAAUUUUGGGAAAAUUUCACCUUUUUUGCUCAGCCAAGUGUAAGGUGCCAACAAGCUCUUCAUAUAAUUAGAUAGAAAAGAUAGCCAUGGGUGUCUAUAUUGUCUUUUUAAAAGAAGACUAGAUUUUCAGACGAAAUUUUUAGAAUCAAUUGAUGGAUAACCUCGUCCUUGUGAACAUUAAGAGACCGCUUGUUAUUAAAUUUAAUUGCAAUUUUCAGUUCCUUCUCGGCGUUUGUACGACUUGUUGGACUACUUUGACAAAUUGUAGUGAAGGCAAGGAUUUGCUAAGAAAAGACAAAAUACAGCAUGUCUCUUGGCUGAAGUGAUAUGGGGAUCAAUAGCUUUAUUUGCUUUUCUUGAAAGUGGGGGCAUUUUUUGCUUGUUUCUUAUUAGUAUUUUCUUCAAAAUCUAGAGCCCCUAUAUCCCCCUCUUCCCUGUCUCCAGCUUCUGUUUAAUUAGCAAUUGUUAUUGGUAUUUUCCAUCGUAUAGUUGUGUUGAACAUAUCAGGCACGCAUUUUCCACGCUCUUCUAUAAAGUCGAUAUUGGUAAAUUUCAAUAUGCAUUCCAAGAAAUAUAAACAUAUGAUUUCAAAAAGACAAUUUUCCUGAUCGUGAAAAGCCAUUCUGCAGAUAAUAGCUUCUUCCAAAGCUAUCAAUAAAAAACUUUGCUUCUAACAAGAUCACUUUAUUUAUUAAUGAUUCUCAGUUUUAUUUAAUUGCUAUACGAAUCUAAAAAAAUCAACAUGUGAUUUGCUAACUUUUGAAUAAAACUGAUUGAUAGUAAAUAGUAGAAAAAAUCAAGGCUGUCAAGAUCAUUAAUUUCACAUUUGCAAAUGUACAAUCCUGGCAAAAAAGGUUUAGGGAGCGUAUCUUUUUAAAUAGACUACAAUUUGCCAGCCAAUCAAAUAAUUCUUGGCCAGGAUUGUCUUAUUUCUAAUAAGAAUGAAAAUCUAUCAUAGCGGUUUGUUGUGUAUCGGAAAGAGCUAUUAGGCGUAUAGAAAUUGACGCCCAAUGCUAAAAAACUAGGGAGUCGGUCUUCUAGAGUAUUAUACGCUGAAUCUUCAUGAAAUUUAAAGAGUUUCAAAAAUCUGCACAUGAGGUAGUAAAUCGGGGGAGACGCGACAUGUUUACUUAUAUUGAUCAGAUUCAAAGUUCUUUACGUACGUGGAGGGUGCAUAGUUAUAAUGGGAAAUAUUGAUUUGGGGGUCCUUCUUGGGGUCCUUCUUGGUCAAUUAACUAUGAAUUAUGGGUUAGUAUGGGAUUAACAGUUUACACAUUGCGUUUUGCUUCAGACUUUGCUAUUAAAGUACUUACAUUAAAUUUGCCGUCGAUCUUUGUAGACGAAAAAUUAGUUGAUAGCGUGUAAAAGCUUAGGAGAGAGAGAAAUUCGCAGAUGCUACCUGAUAUCCUACAGUGGGGUAAAUGCAGCCAAAUUCUCACCAAAAGAGUCAGUUGCUGAGUACAAAAAGAUACAAUACCUCCGUCGAAAGGGAAAGGAAAUGAUGGCAGUAAGAUUUAGAACAUCUGAGUUUACUCAUCAUAUACACACAGAUGUACCGAAAAACAUUCCAAAUUGUCCUCGCUGCUUUACAGAAUUGAUCAUGAGUGGCAUCAAUGUCUAUUUUUGUUUAUUUGAGAAUAUUCAAGUCAUCACGAGUAACCAACGGGAUUCCAACGAGUUACCAACAAGCUACCCUAACCAGCUACCAUUUCUAAUUGUGGUUUUAUAUGGGAAUACCACGAGUUACCAUGACUUUUUUAAUAAAUAUAUAUGUUAUAUUUCAUAAAUAAUGUGGUAACUCGUUGGUACCUCGUAUACAUCCAUACUGAGUUCUGCAAAUUCAGAAUGUAACCCAUACGGUAGCUCGUUGGUGACUCGUGGCGACUCAAAAUCAUUUCCCCAGAGCAGGACGAUCUCUAGAAAAUGGAAAUGAUUGGCAAUUAACGCAUUUUUCUGGCGCCACAGAAGCCCAAAGUCAAAUCGUUGUUUGUUUUAAACAUAACCAAACAGCAAACAGCCAUUUUACAUAGCAACUGCAGAGCGCUCGAAUAUCCAAGCGGAAAUUGGAUUCUCUUUGUCAAAAUUGAAAAAGAUUUCUCGAUUUUCUACUUUGACAAAGAUAAUGAGUUUUAUGUCAGAAAUCAUUGCGUUCAGGGCCCAAGAGAGGUUAUUGUUAAUGUGAGGAAGAGCAACAACAUCAAUAAUUGAGCAAAAGAGUUAAAUGAAUGGAGAAACUUCCAAUGAACAAAAUAAUUGCUGCUUCUCGGAGUGGUAUUCAUGGUAGAAACUGGUGACUGAGAUGAUUCAAACUCCACUAAUUUCCUAGGCGAUUACGGGUCGGCAUAGAGAUACCUUGAAAUGAUAAGUGUUGGUGACAGUAUAGAAAAUAAUGAAUGCCUUUGUCCAUAAAUAUUGAUGCAGCAUCAACUUUAAUUGGUAAAAAGAAGCCUACACCGUAAACAUGUUGAAGCACCAAGGAGUUUUGAAAAAUGGUAGAAAAUGGAAAAAGAUUUUUGCCAAAGACAGAUUUUGCAACAACAAUAAAGAACAGCAAAGUUGUGAAACAGAAAUGGUGGUCACCCAGAAAGAACUUUUCAAAGAAGAUGAUAUCAAAGAGUUUAAAGAUGUUUUCAAGUUGUUUGAUAAAGAUGGUGACGGAAAUGUGACUGAAAAGGAACUUGGCGUUGUUAUGAGUGGUUUGGGACAACACAUGGCUGACGAAGAGCUGCAUGAAAUGUUUGUUACUGCUGAUUUUAAUGGAGAUGGUCUGGUAAACUUCAAUGAGUUUAUGGAAAUGAUAAGGAAAGGUUUGGACCUUGAAGAAAAGGAAAAUGAAGUUGUCGAAGCCUUUAGAGUUUUCGAUCGUGAAGGAAACGGGUUCAUCAAUGCUGCUGAAAUUAGAAGAGUGAUGACAAACCUGGGCGAUAAACUAAACGACGAGGAGGUAGACGAAAUGAUAAGAGAGGCAGAUCUAGACGGCGAUGGACAAGUAAACUAUGAAGAGUACGUCAAAAUAAUGAUGUCCCAUUAGCCGAUUGGUGCAUUUGAAUUAAAGCACAUACCGCAACAUACUUCGGAACGAAAUCAAGCACCUUCUAAUGAAGAGAAAUGACCUUGAAAUGGACGGGAAAUUAACACAGCACCAGAAAAAGAAGAAUAAUAUUUACAUAAAAGUGCAUCGAUAGGAAUUUAACCAAACAAUUGCAUUCUCGUGUGAUUAAAGUAUGUUGUGUGCAAUGAAUAAAAUUGUAAUCAAGUGUAUGACGUCUUUUAGGUUCAAAGAGAAUUUUGAUUUUGUAUGAUGCACAGUAAAACCCGUAUGACUUAAGCGCAACCUCAAAAAUGAACUUUUAGGUUAAAUUUGGCAAUAUUUAUAGCAUUUGCCAAACCUUUUAGAGAAAUACAAGUGUACGUGCCACUGAAAGCUGGAAUAUGAAAUAUUGUGAAUACGUUUUUGUGUAAAGAUAAUUUUCUGAUUGUUCAGCAGUAAAAAAACUGAUUAAAAGUUGCUUCUGUUAUCUGGAACAAUAUCACGGCUGGUCUCCGAUGAAACUAAAAUAGUUUUCUGUACAGAAUUUGAAAAUGGCUUUGAAAAAAGCAAACAAUUUAUAACAUAUUGGCAAAUUAAUACCGGAGUCCAAGAGAGAGAGCGAACUACUUCUGUCUUCACAAUAUGAAACUUUUUCUUUAGGCACGCGGCACUGAUUGGACAACAAUACUGGUCUUGUGCUUGCUUUUUUCUGAUUGGCCUAUUUCGAUUCACAACUGGGUAUAUAUUUUUCCUCGUGUUCUUUCGGACCUUUAUUCUGACGUUUUAUGCUCUAAGGAGUAUCAGGUUAAAAAGCUUUUAGCCAAUAUGUUAAAAAUGUUUGCUUUUUCAAAACCGCAUACAGAAGUUUAGGGUUAGCAGAUACAAAUGAAAUCGAAAGAACGUGAAAAUGAAAACACGUUUGCAUGUUUUUUAAGAAGAAUCGGAAGAAGGAAUAUAACAAUGCCUAGAAAUGAGCCACGGUAAAUUCUAAAUAAGCAGAAAUUGAGGCAUUUUCGAGCGUAUAACACCUUCUAAGAAAUUUUUCAUUUCCCUUUAUCUGUAAACAAAUUAUCGGUAUAGGGUUUCGAUUCAACAAUUUUUGCUGCCUAUAAUUUAUCUCACUGUUAGCAAAACUGUAUCUACGUUGGGAUUUUCAGACAAUGCUUUUGUGUAUCAUAUGUCUGAAGUGUGCACAGUUUCACUCUGUUAAAGAUAAUCAAAUUCCUAGUCGCUAAACAUGAUUUAAAAGUUCUCAAGGACAGGGAUUUUUAUCAAAAGAAUAUAAAAAAUCGAUACUUCAACAGCCAUACAAUGCCAUACAAUGCUCAGAACAGCUUAUGUACAUUAUGCGUUUUUCAUUACAGUUCACCUAAAAUACGUUGCAGACGAUUCUCAACGCAACUGAUAAAAACAAAGCUUUUAUACAGUUCAAAGCACAGCAGAUUACUUUUUAGGACGUUUCUCCGUUUCGCAGGCUGGGUGUGUUCUGCAAACAGCAAACAAAGUUUGAGUUUUAUAACUUGCGUGGUUACGACGUUAUUGUGCAAUACCCGAUAGCAGACUAGGUACAAAACCCCAGUCAAAAAUAGAUUUUGGAUACGCACUCAAAGCUUGAUAUACAGCUAAUCUGUCUUUGCAAAUCGAAUUGUGUACUUGUACCCAAUUUAUGCUGGUAACAUAAUAUGCACAAUUGUUCGACAAUCUACGAAAAGUUUCAACUGCCAUAAAGAUUUGCUUGUUGGUCAGAUCAAAUAUAUUCUUUAUUAAUUUUAACUCAGUUUCGUAGAUUUUUGAUUAGAAAACUUUUAAGGCAGGUUGCUGGAUGGAUAUGCAAAAUCUCUGUCUAAGAAAUACGCCAAUAUCAACCACAAAGUAACUUCUUUUUUGAUAAUAUUUUGUUUCAUAACCUUUUGAUUUUCUCUUGAUCAAUCUGAAUUUCAGUUUGUUAAAAGCGUGUAAAAAUAUUUUCAUAAUCAAUUGAAAUAAAGCAUUUUUGAAAUGAAAUAAAAAUUAAGAAAUUGAGCAAGCUAAUGUUGGUUUGAGAUCUUUUGAUUUUAAUAAUCUUUUCUCAUUUUUUCGUUGUGAUUGAAUUUUAUUUUUUCCAGUUGAGGAGUCUGCAUGGUUUCCAAAAACCUUUGAUUAUUUCGUAUUUAACUAACUGUGCCCUUAAAAUCAAUUUUGGGGCGGAAAACUUUGAGGUUUGGGAAACAAUUGCUAAAACUGAAAAAGGAAAUUUGCUAUCCGCCUUCUUAAAAAGUAUUGCUUGUUAUUAUAGGACAUCUGCUGUAAGUCUGCUUUAGUUGUUAGAACUAUAUCUUUCUCUGACCAAUGCAAUAUACCUAGAAAACUGUUUGAGAACUGCCGCUAUUUGACACAAUUAAAACGCUAAAUUGAGACUGAAUGCUUUCCGCAUUUAACUCUACCAAUUCUAAUGUAUCAACGAGAAUAAACGAAAAGAUGAAUUCCUUUCAUCUGACAAUGACUUGAGAUUUUGGACCUUCAAAUAAUGAUUAUCGUUUUUUGUCUGUCGAUCUUUUAUGUCCCACAUUUUAAUUAUGUGUGACAGCUAAAUUUCACAAGUGAGCCGUAACGUUUUUUUCUGUUCAUAGAGAUGCAAAAUCAAGGAAUGCAUUCCAAAUAUUUUUCUAUGACUAUAUUCAUUGCCUAAUCACGACUAAUUUCUAUGACUAAUCACGGGCAGUUAAGAGGUAGUUGAAGCACAGGGCUUAAAACCAGAUGAUUACUUCAGAAGAAUUCUAAAAUCUCAAGAAAAUACACAUCUUAGAAAGAUUAUGUGGUAAAAAACUUAGAAAGACACUCUGUAAUUUAACGGUUUGGACGGACUGUGUAACGGUUUGGAUUCUAUAUUUAACCAAUUUCGUUAUGUUUCCUUUGCAUGUUUAGGUUACAUGUUCUGUUAAAUCCUGUUUUGUUAGUUAACGCCUUUUUUUGGUAAUGUGUUUGUCUUUAAACUUGUAGUGUGACGCUCUUAUUGUCUUGUUAAUUAGCUUUUGUUCAUGUUAUCAGGUUAUUAGCAUGUGUUGAUCACGUUAUAAGUAAGUUUCUGUUGAAGCAUUAGAGAUAACACCAAAGAA
Molecule: messenger RNA, 6913 nt
Organism: Rhopilema esculentum
Lineage: Eukaryota; Metazoa; Cnidaria; Scyphozoa; Rhizostomeae; Rhizostomatidae
Product: neo-calmodulin
Cellular component (GO): myosin II complex
Molecular function (GO): calcium ion binding
Source: RefSeq, a predicted model, not a curated record